AUGUCACUGAGUGGAAAGAUCGUGCUCCUGACUGGAGCCUCAAUGGGAAUUGGUGAAGCUAUUGCAAGGGAUCUGGCAAACCAUGGAGCGGACCUUAUUCUUUUCUCUCGUUCAGAGGACAAGUUGAGUAAGCUCACGAAGGAGCUGACUCAAAGCAAUCCCAGUGUCAGGGUGAUCCACCGAGCCGUCGAUGUUGGUGACUUUGAAGCCGUUGAUGCGGCCGUUGAAUCCUCGGUCAAUGAACUCGGUGCUAUCGACGUUCUAAUUAAUGGUGUAGGGACAACCCCCUUUGAUAUCGUCCAUGCGGUGCGCUAUGUGUCUGACGUGUUUGAGCAGGCCGGCAUUGCUUUAGGUGCACCGAACGCAUUCUACAAUCUCAAAGUUUCCGAUAUCCAAAUAAUGAAUUCCACCAACGUCAACGGACCCAUGUUUGUAACCCAUGCGGUUUUGAAUCGAGGAAUGUUGGCCAGCAAACAAGGCGUCAUCAUGAACAUUACCUCAGUCACCGGAUUGGAGGUGCCGCCUUUUCCAGGAGAAGCCGUUUACCACGCCAGCAAGGCUUGCCAGGAAGCAUUUACCAAUGCGUUGCGUAAUGAAUUGAUAGGGACUAAUAUCAAGGUGCUGGCCCUCCGCCCCGGGUGUGUCGCAACAAAUUUCCACUCCCAGCGCGUUGGGCAUGACAAGGAACAAUAUGAUGCUUUCUUCGAAGGUUACACACCAUUGACACCAGACGAUAUUGCGCAGGCAGCCGUUUAUAUGUUGAAUCAGCCUCUCAACGUGUCGAUUAAAGCAUUGGACGUGGUUCCUUCUGCGCAAAGAUCGCUGGCUGUGUUUGAUCGCAGGUGGAGUGAACGCAACGGGCAAUAA
Aspergillus pseudoviridinutans is the source of this 867-nucleotide messenger RNA. Its product is annotated as SDR family oxidoreductase. Gene Ontology annotation, cellular component: cytosol. Bases 1 to 867 code for a protein of 288 amino acids. The transcript has 5 exons. NCBI's taxonomy places the organism in Eukaryota, Fungi, Ascomycota, Eurotiomycetes, Eurotiales, Aspergillaceae. Gene Ontology annotation, molecular function: oxidoreductase activity. The record is from RefSeq and is a predicted model, not a curated record.